Molecule: messenger RNA, 6573 nt
Organism: Triticum urartu
Lineage: Eukaryota; Viridiplantae; Streptophyta; Magnoliopsida; Poales; Poaceae
Product: disease resistance protein Pik-2-like
Molecular function (GO): ADP binding
Source: RefSeq, a predicted model, not a curated record
CUCCAUCUCCGAUCCAGCCAUCCACACCCUCCCAGAGUCCAGCAAAUCAACAAGCAGGAAUGCAGGGCGCGACGCAGCUUAUGACCAUCGCCGGGCGGCUGGUCGGCGAGGAGUACCAGCAGCUCCGCCGCGUUGGUGGAAAGGUGGCUGAGCUCAGCGACGAGCUGGACACCAUGAACGCCAUCCUCCGCAUGCUGUCCGACGCCGACGAGAGCGCCGUGGACCACUUCAUCCGGGUGUGGAUGAAGCAGGUGCAGGAGCUCGCCUACGACGCGGAGGACUGCGUGCACCUCUACAUCUUCCGCAUCCGGUGCCGGCGGAGAGACGGCCUCCUUGUCUGGUCCAAAACCAAACGUAUUGUCGCGACACUCUUCCCUCGUCGCCGACUGGCUCGUCAGAUCAAUGCGCUCCGCGCUCGUGCCGUCGUGAUCAGCGAGCGCCAUGCGCGUUACGGUGUCAGCCGUGAGGCACUGCUGCGAAUCACCACUUCUUCUUUAGCUGCUCCCGCGCCAGUGUCUGGUCAUGCGCUCGGCCGGCCGGCAGCAAACGACCCUCACCAUCUCGUUGGCAUCACGGAUCAGGCUAACACCCUGGCCGACAUGGUGAAGUCAAUGAGUAACAACGAGCGCGACAUGAAGCUCAAGGUGUUCUCUAUCGUGGGGUUUGGAGGGCUAGGGAAGACUACGCUGGCGAUGGAGGUGUGCCGGCACCUGGAGGCGGAUUUUCAACGCCAAGCGCAAGUGUCAGUGUCCCAGGCGUUCGGCGGCAGGAAGGAUAUGGAGGGAUUGCUGAAGCGUGUGCUUCAGCAGAUCGUGAAGCCAAAAGCAGAUAACGCACAAGGCAUCAAGGAAGAGGACCCCCUAGAUGGCAUCGACACUAUGGGGGUAGACGAGCUCACCGGCAAGCUCGAGGAACUUCUCAUGGACACGAGUUCUCAAGUUAAUCAAUGGAAGAACAAGAAAUGUGCCUCUCGUCUGGUGGAGUAAAUAAAUAGCAUAAAACUACUACAAUAUGGGCUCCCCCGCCCCCGCCCCCGCGUCGCUCCAACAGGGGCGCCUAGCCGCCGCCGGCGGUCCCCCUCCCCCUUCCUCUCCUCCUCGUCGCCACUAGAGGAGCCGCCGAUGUGUCGCACGGCUGCCGAGGAAGGUGGCGGCGAGGCCUUCACCGUCCCUUCGCGGAGAUCUGGAUCCACGGGGCGGCGGCCCCUGCUAGUUCAGCGCCGCCGUUCGCGCUCUGGACGGUGUGCGCGGGGACUCUGCCCGGCGUCCUCGACCGCUCGGGUGGUGGGGAAUCGGCGCUUGGCGGCGGCAGUUCGGGGGCCUUCGUCCUCGCCAGAUCUGGAGGCCUGCUACUCCCUCCUUCCCGCUCCUUCCCCUUUGUGCUUGUGGCCGGUGGAUGCUGCUGGUUCCGGUGCUUCUGGGGAUGGUGGUUCAGAUUGGGACCGGGGGAAACCCUAGGCCGGCUGGUUUGGCUUGACAGCGGCGUCGGUUUCGGGCGACGCAUCCUUCCUGAAAGCGGUGUCGUGGUCCUUAUUCUUGUCACCUCCGGUCCUCUCCCGGGUGAAAACCCAAAAUCCGGUCUGGAUUGGGCAGCGGUGGCGCCAUGGGCGUCAUCCCCUCCUUGGAGGCGUUGCCUGGGGAGCUAGGAUUCGGGUGUGGGCUCAUGAAGGUGGGGGCUUUGGCUGCCGGCUGGAUUUCUGCAGCUGCUCGCGGCGGCUUUCUUGUUGUGCAGAGUGCCCCUUGUAUCUUUAGGGUGUUUCCUGCUUUUGGUGUUCGCGUCGGAGGAGCGGCGUGGCAUCUGGUACGUCGACAACGGCGAGUCUCGGCGGCCUGGAGCAGUAGGGGUAUCGCCGGUGGGCAUGUGAUGAUGGACGAGCGCAGGAUGGUGGCGCUGUCUGGCGUCGUGGUGGCGUCGAUGGCAGAGAGGCCUGGCACGGUUCAUGCAAUAGUACAGCUCUGAAGAUGGAUUGAUGGUACGUGGCUGCGGCGGCCUCAUACCCGGCAGAGGGCCUGGUUGAAGAGCACGCCGGACUGGUGGGUGCCCAUACCCGGAAGGAGUCCUGGUUGGGACCUCAGGUCUCAGACGUUAGGUUUGGCUGCGAGGUCUGUUUGGUAUUAGGCCCAGACCAUUAGCGCCCCUUCAUCAGUUAGAUAGGAGUAGCGACAGAGGUUGCGAAGAUGGUGGCUUUGGUCUUACUGUUGUACGACUUUGUAAGGUCUUGUGUUAUAAUCAAUAAAGUGGCCGUAUGCAUUGUCCAGAUGCAGAGGCCGGGGGUAUUCCUCCUUUUCGAAAAACAGAAAAAAAACUACAAUACGGGCUAAGGUUUCAAAAAAUAUCGUUUUUUAAUUUCUCUCGGAUAACUACCAGGUGAGAGGUUGGUUGUUUCAAAAAUCCCUAAUCAUAGAGUGCUUUAGAAUUGAUCGCGAUUAUGACAAUUGGGACCCGCAUGUAAAAAACAUGUUUGUUUGACUAUUACCUUACAUGUGGGGCCCAAAUGUCAGUGUCCCUUUGUCAUAUCCUAAUAAAAUAUCUGUUCUUUUAUACAUUGACAGAUAACCCUUGUAAAUUUCAAAAAAAAAACCGGUCCCUUAAUGUUUUUAGAACAAGCAACCGGGCUCUUGAGGAUCAUUCGCGUGCGCCCUGAGAAACGGCACCGGCAGCUCGCCAGUGGCCAGGUCGCCGGCCAGGAGAAAGGAGGCAGCUCGGCCACCGCGUUCCUCGGCGCAAGGUGGGCGAUAGACUGGGUGGCAGAGGUCCCUGCCGACCAUUGUCGCUUCUCCUGGCCAUGGCGUGCGGUGGCCGUGCUCCUGUGCGCGGCAGCCUGAGUCCCUGGCCAUGGCACGGCUGGCGGCGUCCCUUGCUCCUAGGCGCUGCGUCCUGGCCAUGGCACACGGAUGGUAGUGGCCCGUGCUCCUAUGCUGCAACUGCUCCUUCGUGCGGCCUUCGUUCCCACGGUCGACCUUGUCUAAGCAUGCGACGAAUGGUAGAGGUGGCCGUCGGUGGGUGGGGAUAGUCAGGCAGGGGGAGAGGAAGAAGAAAGAGCCAGAGGAGAGAAGAGAAGAUAGAGGAAGAAGAGACAACUUACACGUGGGUCCCACAUGUAAGGUAACGGUCAAACAAACGGAUUGUUUAAAAGUAGACCUGACCUGUCAUAAAACGGUUGAAAUCGCUAGCAACGAGUGUUUUGGAUUUUUUUAAAACAGCCAACCCUAACUUGAUAGUUAUCAGCAUAGUUUUGUGGAACCAUAGCGAAUUGUAGUGGUUUUAUACUAUUUACUUCAUCCGGUGGGAUCUACAUUCGAGUAAAGAUUAACCCCGGCUAACUAGAAAAAAAAAUGAAGUAGAUUGCCUACUCAGUUUGAUAGGACCAAUCUAUUCAAAUUUAUCACAUGUUCAAGAUAAUGGUACUCUCUCCGUACCAUCAUUUUGGCACUAGAUUUGCUCGACAGACGAUCCCAAAUCACCCCCCUGAAGUGAAAGGUGAGCUCUCGCAAGAAUGCCAACUUUAUCAAUGGAUCCGAGUACCUCGGAGUAUUGUUUUUUACUGGAGGUGCUUCCGGGCCCCAUUCAAAAGAUUGAAAAGGGUAUUUUGAUCCAUCUACGUAAAUUAAUAGAGUUAUUAAGAAACUAAUCUUUUAAUCGAUGCGGUGAUUAAUUAAGGGAGGAUCGGCACGAGCGCUUGGGCGCUUGGACGCGGACGCCUUGGGCGUAGUACGCGUCCGACAGUUCCUCGAAGAGCUCCGGGGGUCAAUUGAAUCAUAGCCAGUUUCUCUUACUCUUUAUAGCAUCUACAGCGGAACGCCUCAAACCUAUCUUAUACUUUUGGACGGGUCGUCCAAUAACUAUUUGGUCACGAUUUUUUGACCAAGACGACCUCUCAAAUGGCCCUCAAAUGACAGUUCCUGGAAGAGCUCCGGCAGUCAAUUGAAUCAUAGCCAGGUUCUUUUACUCUUUAGAGCAUCUACAACCAGGCGUCUCAAACCCGUCUCAUACGUUUGGAUGGGCCGCCCGAUCACUGUCCGGUUACGAUUUUUUGACCCAGACGGCCCCUUAAAUGGCCCUCAAACGCCUGGGCUGACCGGCACCCUCAUAUUCAGCCUAAAUAUGAGGCAGAUAUGGGGGCGCCCGGCACGCCCGCCACGUCGGAUCCGGCCCGUGCUGGCCCACUUGACCCCACAUAAAAUCCUCCUCAUCCGCUCGUCGGAUCAAACCCUAGCCACUUCACUCCCCUCCACUCCACUCUCCUCCGCUACCCAAGCUCGUCUCCGGCAUGGCAGGCAGUGGAUCCGAGUUCUUCACCUCCAGAUCCGUCGACCCCGAGGUCAUCCCACGCGGCCCGGAGGAGGAGAUGGUCAUCCGGCUUGCGCUCCGCCGUGCCCGGGAGGAGGCCCGUGGACAGCUGCGCUCGGACUUCAUCCAUCGGGAAUCCAUUACGUCCGCCCAAAUGGGGCAUGUAUCCGGCGCUAGGCCGGCCGUAGCUGCCCCGCCGGAGGCCGUGCAGUCCAUCUGGCAUCCGAAACACGCUGGCAGACGCGCAACCCCUCCGGUGACGCGCCGAUAUUAGGGACGCACCAUCGUCCCACGAGGCUAUGGCGGACGUUGGCGCAUCAGUCCGGACGCUGCAACCGCAUCGUGGUGGACGUCUGCGGCUCAUCCCCGGAGGGAUCCAUCAUUGAUCUGACAUCCACCGGCACCGUUUGGGUUCCGGUCUCCGAUGAGGAAGAGUAGGGCAUGGGAGACGGCGGCGCCUUGAGUCCCGUGAGCCGGCUCGUGUCCCAUGCCCUACCUUACCUUACCGACGAUCGGACCAACACUCUGAGGGGCGCAGGCAGCCGACGGACAUGGCCAGGGCGGGAGGGAGCGGAACCGAUUGAAGCUCCCGUCAAAGAUGGUUGCGUCGUAUGUAAUAAUAUGGAUUUGAGGUUUCUAAUUUGAGGUAUCCGGAUGUGAAAUGUGUUUUUUGAAGGGUGACCGAUCACUAGCCGUGGACGCGUCUGGGCGCAUCUGCAGGCGUUUGAGGAGUCAGAUUUACCAUGUCCGGCUAUAGAUGCUCUUAUGUUUUCGUUCCCAGCCAACCGUCUCAUGAAAAGUCGAGCAGGAGCAAUCUAUUUUUACGGUAAAUUCCUCUUAGAAUAGCAUAUCACUCUUUAUAGGUUUAGUAUAUUGCUAUCUUGAGCCUAAUGAGUGUAAUACCUAAAGCGAGUAAUAGAGAGGAAAGACGACACGGGCUUUUGGCAUUUUUUGGUCUGUGUAACUACCGAACUUGGAUAUUCGCAUCAUGCACUACCGAAACAACCCAUGAUGCCGACGGCCUGCGGCAGUCGGCAUACACCCCUUUACCAUCGGCAUAGGCAUAAGCCGAUGGCAGCCAUCGGCUUAGACCCGUCGACAUAGAUUACGUCAGCGUAGUCUUGUCAGACCGUCGGCAUAGAUAUGCCAUCGGCAUAGAGACCUUUGCCGAUGCCUUCCGUACAGUCGUCGGUAUAGAUUGACUGUCGGCGCCGAUUUUCAUGAGACAGCAGUUGAUGGCACCAUCACCGCGACAGCCCUAUCACAAGAGGCCACGUGUCAAGGCUAAGUCGACGGCUCUGGCAGAGAUGUAAGCUGACGGCUUGGCCGUCUAGGCCGUCGGCUUAGCCCUGACACAUGGCGGCACCUGGUUCACUUGGGCAUGGCUAUGCCGUCGGUAUAGUGAUGUUAUUUUUUUAACAUGCUCUGUUUUUGCCAUUUUCAGUCAAAUUCACAGAAACAAUAUAUAGACAGAAAUAUGACAGAUCACCCAACAGCAUCAUUUAAAGAUCAUCAACAUCAUCAUCAUCUAAAGAUCAACAUCAUCAUCAGCGAAACUUCAUGAACAUAAGUAUGAGACACGGACAUCAUUGUAGUCAUCUAAAGCUAGGAACUACGGAACAUGGAAGUAUGGCACGACAUGCAUGGAACAAAACAUCAGCCAAGACGGGUAUCGUCGUCGUGAGCACCGCCAAGACCAGCACCACCUUGCUAGAUCGAAGUGACUGGAGUCGAACCACCGGUCCCCUACAUGUUUGAAAAGAGAUUGUAAGGGUAAAUAUGAUAUGAUAGUGUUGAAUGAACGAGAACUAGUUUGUCAGUAGUUAGGCAAAUGUACUAACCGAAGUCUCACUGCCUAGUGCCACCCAUUCCUCGAACAUGGAUAUGUGUGGGGGUUCUCCAGUAGGUGGUGGCGUGGGUCCCAUUUGUGGUGGAUCUGUGCGGUUAGUCCAAUACACCAACAUAGCAUGGAUGUUAGUUAAUCAAGCAAACUAGAAGGUCAGAAGAAAUGCAAGUGUAGAUGUUAGCUUGGUCUAAGAGGGCAAAACUAACCGCCAUCAUCUGACGGUUGUAAUCCUCGAUUGCCUUCACUCAUUGCAGAUACUCCCGCACCUCCAGAUUCCUAAGCUCGACAAAGGCCUUAUAUGCCUACAAAAUUUAGGUUGUAUCUAAGUGAUCAAUGCUGAAAAUAAAGUGAGAAAGUGAGAAAGAAAGAAGAUAAGGGGGAAAUACUUACAGCAUGUUGGCGGGCUAAGAGAGGCUGCGAACGCCCCGUACUCUCGC